AUGGCUCCGACGAAGAAAGGAAAGAAGACAAAUUCAGCCGCAUCAACGGCGGCUAAACCUACCGCCGAUGAUACGUCGAGCUUUCCGUCGUGUUUGCGCCUCCUUUCACCGUCCUCCGUCGCCAUCACCAUCCACGCGAAGCCUGGUUCUAAAUCUGCCUCCAUCACCGAUGUGAGCGAUGAAGCGGUGGGCGUUCAGAUCGAUGCUCCGGCCAGAGACGGUGAAGCUAACGCAGCUCUUCUCGAGUACAUGAGCUCUGUAUUGGGGGUGAAAAGAAGACAAGUUUCAUUGGGUUCGGGAUCUAAAUCUCGAGAUAAAGUUGUGAUUGUUGAGGAUAUGACACAAGAAAGCGUUUUCCAAGCUUUGUCCGAAGCAUUAAAAACUACCUAA
Molecule: messenger RNA, 390 nt
Organism: Microthlaspi erraticum
Lineage: Eukaryota; Viridiplantae; Streptophyta; Magnoliopsida; Brassicales; Brassicaceae
Source: the annotation of a GenBank genome assembly